Molecule: messenger RNA, 2708 nt
Organism: Abrus precatorius (Indian licorice)
Lineage: Eukaryota; Viridiplantae; Streptophyta; Magnoliopsida; Fabales; Fabaceae
Product: subtilisin-like protease SBT3.5
Exons: 11
Coding region: 305-2506 (733 amino acids)
Biological process (GO): proteolysis
Molecular function (GO): serine-type endopeptidase activity
Source: RefSeq, a predicted model, not a curated record
ACUGCAACCAUGAUUCUAAUUCUAUCUCUUCUCUAACUCCAUCUGCCUUUUCUUUUCUCAUAUAUAUUCUUUUUAAUCUUGAAGAUUCUGAAUUGAUCACCAUUUUUUGCGUCCCUUUGCCUUUAUGGAACCCGGUUCUCAUUUCAUCUUUUUGUCUCUCACUAUAUGUUAGUAUACUACUUUUAGCCAAAGUUUUGAGGUUUAUAACAAUGUCUUCUUUCGGUUAUGCUAGAAGCAGUGUCUUCUUUUAUCUGUUUCUUGUAGAGCUUGUUGCAAAAACUAGUUUUUGCUUCUCUACUAAGGUAUGGUUUACGUUGUGUACAUGGGAAGCAAAACUGGGGAAGACCCAGAUGACAUUCUAAAGCACACCCAUCAAAUGCUUGCAACUGUUCACAAGGGAAGUAUUGAGGAAGCCCAAGCUUCUCAUGUUUAUAGCUAUAAACAUGGUUUUAGAGGCUUUGCAGCCAAGUUGACUGAUGAACAGGCUUAUCAAAUUUCAAAAAUGCCUGGAGUGGUAUCUGUUUUUCUCAAUUCUAAAAGAAAGUUGCACACCACUCAUUCAUGGGACUUCAUAGGACUUUUGGAAGACGAAACCAUGGAGAUUCAAGGGUACUCCACCAAAAACCAAGAAAAUGUCAUUAUUGGUUUCAUCGAUACGGGAAUUUGGCCUGAAUCCCCAAGCUUCAGAGACACCAACAUGCCACCAGUGCCUAGGGAAUGGAAAGGUCAUUGUCAAUUAGGAGAAGCAUUCAAUUCUUCAUCUUGCAACAGGAAAGUGAUAGGAGCUAGAUACUACAUGAGUGGACAUGAAGCAGAAGAAGGGUCAGACAGAAAAGUCUCUUUCAGAUCAGCCAGAGAUAGCUCUGGCCAUGGUAGUCACACAGCUUCCAUUGCAGCAGGGCGCUAUGUGGCAAACAUGAAUUAUAUGGGACUAGCAGCUGGUGGAGCUAGGGGAGGUGCACCUAGGGCUAGGAUUGCUGUGUACAAAGCAUGUUGGGAUUCAGGUUGCUAUGAUGUGGACUUGUUAGCUGCGUUUGAUGAUGCCAUAAGAGAUGGUGUUCACAUUAUAUCGUUGUCUCUGGGUCCUGAAGCACCCCAAGGUGACUAUUUCAAUGAUGCCAUAUCUGUGGGGUCAUUCCAUGCUGCUAGCCGUGGAGUCUUGGUGGUAGCAUCGGUUGGUAAUAAUGGAAGUCCUGGUUCUGCCACAAAUGUUGCACCAUGGAUGAUCACAGUUGCUGCUAGUUCAAUAGAUAGGGAUUUUACCUCUGAUAUCAUACUGGGAAAUGGUGUUAAGAUCAUGGGUGAGAGUCUCAGUAUCUUGGAUAUGAAUGCCUCCAGAAGAAUUAUUCCAGCAUCUGAAGCCUUUGAUGGAUAUUUUACUCCUUAUCAAUCCAGUUACUGUGUAGAUAGUUCCCUAAAUAAGACAAAGGCCAAAGGGAAGGUUCUGGUGUGUCGACAUGCAGAGAGUUCAGUUGAGUCAAAGUUGGCAAAGAGUAAGGUAGUGAGAGAGGCCGGUGGAGUUGGGAUGAUACUCAUCGAUGAGGCGAAUCAAGAACUUGCCAUACCAUUUGUGAUACCUUCAGCUGUUGUUGCAACAAAAACAGGGGAAAGGAUUCUAUCCUAUAUCAAUAGCACCCGCAUGCCUAUGUCAAGGAUUUCCAGGGCCAAGACAGUACUAGGAGUUCAGCCUGCACCCCGUGUAGCAGCAUUUUCUUCUAAAGGCCCCAAUGCUCUGACCCCAGAAAUUUUGAAGCCUGAUAUUGCAGCUCCCGGAUUAAACAUCCUUGCAGCAUGGUCUCCAGCUGCAGCUGGAAACAUGAAGUUCAAUAUCAUAUCAGGAACUUCUAUGGCUUGUCCUCAUGUAACUGGAAUUGCAAGUUUGGUUAAAGCCGUGCAUCCUUCAUGGUCUCCCUCCGCUGUCAAAUCUGCCAUCAUGACAACUGCAACAAUUCUGGAUAAGCACCACCAACCCAUUAGAGCAGAUCCUGAUAGAAGAAUGGCUAAUGCAUUUGACUACGGGUCAGGAUUUGUGAACCCCGCAAGAAUUAUGGAUCCUGGUCUCGUCUAUGAUUCACAUACAGAAGAUUUUGUUGCAUUCCUCUGUUCACUGGGUUACGAUGAGAGUUCACUCCGACUUGUUACAAGAGACAACAGCACAUGUGAUAAGGCAUUCAAAACACCAUCAGACCUAAACUAUCCUUCUAUUGCAGUGCCCAAUCUUCAAGACAACUUCACAGUAACUCGAGUUGUGACUAAUGUUGGAGAAGCAAAAAGUAUAUAUGAAGCAGUAGUGUUGUCACCUGCUGGAGUUAAUGUUACUGUUGUGCCAAAUAGGUUAGUCUUCAGAAGAACAGGACAGAAAAUCAAGUUUACUGUAAAUUUCAAAGUGGUUUCUCCCUCAAAGGGAUAUGCAUUUGGGUUCUUGUCAUGGAAGAAUGGAAGAUCACAGGUCACUAGUCCUUUGGCUGUCAGGGUUGCAUCAGCAAGCCUUGGUUUGGUCAGAUAGCAAAGGUUGUAAAUAUGCAUACUAGCAUAGGACUAGUGAGAUUCCCAAAGUCACUAUAAUCCUAGAACAAAUAGUCAUACUCAUAUCCUGAUGCAGUCUAAAUGAUCAUUCCCAAAUUACAUUAUAAUUUUAUGCUUGGAGCAGCAGGUGAUACCAAGCACAAAAUUGAAGAAAUAAUAUCUUGAUGCCCUGACUCAGAUUC